AUGCCUCCUCUGAUCGCACAGUUUCUAUCCACGAUUAGGGAUCAUGUGGUUGCGCUGGAUGGCGACAGCCUCGACGCGUGGCUGCAGGUUGAGCCCGGUGCAACAAGCCACGCCUAUCUGCAGCUCCGAGAUGAAAUGAGGCAGGGCCUGGGUGUGAACAACCAACUCGAGAGGCUGGUGGAGAAGUCCCUCCCCGAGGUAGACGACCCGCCGGACGGCACUGGAUCGCCGUGGCCCAGCUUCGUCACCUUCGUCAAGGAUUAUCUGCUUUAUUGGAGGGACGCGGAUUUCGACGACUUGAUGAGCGUCCAGGAGUCACUAUCUUGCGCUACUGCUUUGUCGCAUCCACAAUAUGGGAGCAUCAUGUUCCAGACCAGCAUAUCGCUUUCCGAGGCACUCUCUAAGGUCGUCAUGAUGCUCCACCGCCGUCCUGAUCUGAUGCAAGGGCGAAGGUCUGUCGCCGGGGGCGAAGACAGCAAAUCCAUGGUCGAGCAGUCUGCCGACAUCAUCCAGAAGAUAUUCACAUCCUGCCUCACGGACCGAUCGAGUACCAGGUUUGCAAGACCGGAGGGCAAAAAGGUUGGCGUCUACAUUUUCGCCAAUCUCGUCCUGAAACUCCUCUUUACUUGUGGGAAAUCUCGCCUUGCAGCACAGUUGCUUCUCAACGUAUCUGCGAGUGGACCGCCGCUGCAAUUAUAUCCGGCUGCACAGCGAGUUACCUUCCUAUAUUACCUUGGGAGGUUCAACUUCGACUGCGAUAACUUCGUACGCGCGUCGUUGUGCCUCGAGGAAGCCUACCUGCAAACGCCACCGUCUUUUCUGCGCCACCGGAGACUCAUUCUCACCUACCUGAUACCGGCCAAUAUUAUGCUUGGGCGUUUCCCAAGUGAGCUUUUGCUCGCCAGACCUGAGGCAGCAACGCUCGCCGCUGUGUUUCUCCCAAUUAUGACAGCGAUCCGUAAAGGGGAUUUUCUUGCUUUUCAACAAGCCCUAUCGGCCAACGAGCGCUGGUUGUAUCAUAAAGGCCUUCUUUUCACCCUCACCUUCCGCCUGCGCCCCAUCGUGUGGCGCUCUUUCAUCAGGCGGUGCUUUCUCCUCACUUAUGAAGCGCCACCACCAACGUCACGCUCAGCGCCAACUCUAAACUUAGCAGACGUCUACGUUGCCGCAUCCUAUGUCCAGAAGCGCCUCGAGGGCUUGACACCGGGGCGGAAUCAGCAGCCACUUAAGCGCCAGUCACAGACGAACAAUAUCUUCAUGAUGGCCGUGACCAACAGCGCCGCCGAUGCCUCAUCUGUACUUGUGCCGCCGGCGGGCGGGAAGACGAGGAACUUGAAGCCCAGCGAGGGCUUAUUCUGGGGUAACCUGCAGGUGACGGAGCAUGAGGUGGAAGGCGUAGUCGCAACGCUGGUUGCCCAGGGAUUGAUGAAUGGGUUCCUUGCCCAUUCAAGCGGCAGGUUCGCUGUGAUGGGAGCAAAGAAGGGCGGUGGGCCGCUUGCAGCAGGAUGGCCGACAGUCGUAAGGGUAGUGGCAGAUAGGAUGUCUGAGGAUGGCGUCAACGUUGACGAAGUCCCUGCAUGGGUGAAGAUGCCACCGGGGUAUGCUUGA
Molecule: messenger RNA, 1608 nt
Organism: Diaporthe batatas
Lineage: Eukaryota; Fungi; Ascomycota; Sordariomycetes; Diaporthales; Diaporthaceae
Exons: 3
Coding region: 1-1608 (535 amino acids)
Biological process (GO): poly(A)+ mRNA export from nucleus; transcription elongation by RNA polymerase II; post-transcriptional tethering of RNA polymerase II gene DNA at nuclear periphery
Cellular component (GO): transcription export complex 2
Molecular function (GO): RNA binding; double-stranded DNA binding
Source: RefSeq, a predicted model, not a curated record